AUGCAUCCGAAGGAUGACCGAGGCGGAGAGUCCGGCCUUUCGGGGUUCCAGCGCCCUUCCCCGGGGCUCCCCGCCUCUCCGCGCAGCCGCCGGCGGCACCGUCUGGAGCAGGCGGAGCCCCGCCCGCCCCGGGCAGGAGCCACUUCCGCCUCUGGCCGCAGAUCUGAGCGCGGGGGCGGGGCGGCCCGGGCCGGUCUAGACAACCCGGAGGCGCCAGCCCGGCGGCUGGGGCGCCAGGUGGGCCCGAGCCUCGGGCAGGCCGGGCUGCAGGGACGCAGGCCAGUGGCCAGGCUGGAGGCGCGCUCACUGCCCGGUGGCUGCCGUGGAGAAGAAAAGGGCACAGAUCGGUGGGGUGGGAGGCAGAGGAGGGGGACAGACUGGGAGGGCCGGGAAGUUGGCAGAGUGCUGCAGGGGAGGGAACGCCGUGGGGGCUUGCAGGGAGAGAGACAGGAUUAG
Molecule: messenger RNA, 456 nt
Organism: Rangifer tarandus platyrhynchus (Svalbard reindeer)
Lineage: Eukaryota; Metazoa; Chordata; Mammalia; Artiodactyla; Cervidae
Source: the annotation of a GenBank genome assembly